Messenger RNA from Hippopotamus amphibius kiboko, 9104 nucleotides. It is a transcript of the gene LMTK2, whose product is annotated as lemur tyrosine kinase 2. Gene Ontology annotation, molecular function: protein kinase activity; ATP binding. NCBI's taxonomy places the organism in Eukaryota, Metazoa, Chordata, Mammalia, Artiodactyla, Hippopotamidae. Gene Ontology annotation, biological process: protein phosphorylation. The record is from RefSeq and is a predicted model, not a curated record. The transcript is spliced from 18 exons. Bases 1105 to 5457 code for a protein of 1450 amino acids.
UAGUUGCUGUCGGCCCGGAAGAAGCCUCAGCGGCCCAGGGUCCCCUCCCGGCGCGCCCGCGUGGGUUCGUUCCCGUUUGUGUCCUGGUUUAUAUAUUGGCUGCAUUGGAUCUUUGUUGCUGCAUGGGGGCUUUUCUCUAGUUACGGAAAGGCUGGUGUCCUUUGUCACAGAAGGAAACGCACCUGGAGCUGGGAGCAGAAGCAGGGCCCCACACCAAGGAGGGGAACCAGCAGUUUUGUAGGUGCUUAAGGCUGGAGGGUCCAUCCAGUCCCUGCUAUUCCAUCUCGGCCAGAAGUGGAGAUCUCCACAAUUUUUUUAAAAAUUGAGCUGUGGUCUCCGUGGACCACAGGACCCGGGUGCUGGAAGGACCCAGGAGUCUGGAAGCCCUGUGAUGGCCCUGGAGAAACCAGCCCCCUCUGAGCCUCAGUUUCCUCAUCUGAAAGCAAGAGGAUUGGACCAAGUGCUUAAGGCCCGGCUGCUCUGACACCCCAGGACCCUUCUCACUUGGGGAAGAGAGCAGACCCCCUCACCUUUGCUGCUGGACAGAGCAGCCUCCGUAUCCUUUGGGGAGAAUAAUAUGGGUCAUCGCCAUGGCUGGGCUGAGAAGUAACAAGCAAGAGGGAGUCUGCCUGUUCUGGACUGUUUUGUCCCCAGUCUGCCUCUGCUAACAAUUGAAAUGAAAAUCAAGCCUGAGAGUUUGGGGUCUGGAGAUGAGGGAGGCGUCCUCAGAAACAGUCACCAGAAGAAGGGGAGGAGAGCCCCACAUUUGGGGGCCGUCCCUGUGCUGGUCCACCCACACACGUGGGCUGGGGACAGGACAUGCCCUCUUGGUCACUGUUCCCGGGUCUGACUCGCAGUGGCCACACUCACAGUGGCCCCCCUGACUGGACACUGAAUUCAGUCCCACACAAGCCUGGAAUCCAGAACUUCUGGUCGGCAAAUGCAUUCUCUGUUUAAUCAAGAAAAGUGGAUCCCUGGACCUGGCCACCGCCACGCUGAGCCAGUGCUCUGGAAAGAGGUGUUAGGUUUGCAGCCACAGGAGACGGGGAGGCACCUGCUGCAGAAGUUUCCUCAUCUUUUGUGAUCCUCUCUGUGUGCAGUUUAAUGAUAUUAAUAGUGUUAAUUGCCAACUGUGUAUCCUGCUGUAAGGACCCAGAAAUAGACUUUAAGGAAUUUGAAGAUAAUUUUGAUGAUGAGAUCGAUUUCACACCACCAGCAGAAGAUACUCCCUCAGUUCAGUCCCCAGCAGAAGUUUUCACACUUUCAGUACCAAAUAUCUCACUACCAGCUCCAUCACAGUUCCAGCCUUCUGUAGAAGGUUUGAAGUCUCAAGUUGCCCGCCACAGUCUAAACUAUAUACAGGAGAUUGGAAAUGGCUGGUUUGGAAAGGUGCUCCUUGGAGAGAUCUACACAGGCACGAGUGUAGCAAGAGUAAUAGUGAAGGAGUUAAAAGCAAAUGCAAGCCCAAAGGAACAAGAUACUUUUUUGAAAAAUGGAGAACCAUACUAUGUUCUUCAACAUCCAAACAUUCUUCAGUGUGUUGGACAGUGUGUAGAAGCAAUCCCCUAUCUUCUGGUGUUUGAGUUCUGUGACUUGGGCGAUCUGAAGGCUUACCUGCGCGGCGGCGAGCCCGAGCCGGCGCGGGGGGACGCACAGACCAUGCUGCUGCAGAGGCUGGCGUGCGAGAUCGCGGCGGGGCUGGCGGCCAUGCACAAGCGGCACUUCCUACACAGUGACUUAGCCCUGCGGAAUUGUUUUCUUACCUCGGACUUAAAUGUGAAAGUGGGAGAUUAUGGAAUAGGAUUCAGCAGGUACAAGGAGGAUUAUAUUGAAACAGAUGAUAAAAAAAUUUUCCCUCUGCGAUGGACUGCUCCAGAAUUAGUAACCAGCUUUCAAGACAGACUACUAACUGCGGAUCAAACUAAGUAUGGUAAUAUCUGGUCCCUGGGUGUGACGCUUUGGGAGCUUUUUGAGAAUGCAGCUCAGCCUUAUUCCAACCUUUCCAACUUAGAAGUUCUCAACCAGGUCAUUCGAGAGAGAGACACAAAACUCCCAAAGCCCCAGCUGGAGCAACCUUACUCCGACAGAUGGUAUGAAGUCUUACAGUUUUGCUGGUUGUCACCAGACAAGAGACCAGCGGCCGAGGACGUGCACAGACUGCUCACCUACCUGCGGAUGCAAAGCCAGAGGGACCCGGAAGUCGACUUUGAGCAGCAGUGGAACGCGCUCAAGCCAAAUGCAAACAGCAGAGACGCUGCAAGUGACGCCGCCUUCCCCAUCCUCGACCACUUCACCAGGGACCGGCUCGGUCAUGAGAUGGAGGAGGUCCUCACCGUGACGGAAACCAGCCAGGGCCUGAGCUUCGAGUACGUCUGGGAGGCAGCCAAGCACGACCACGGUGACGGGUGCGGCCGGGGCCCCCCGGACGAAGCCUUGUCCUACCCCAGCGUCUUCUUCCCCACGGAAGUCUUUGAGAGCUCUCUCUCAGAUCCCGGGCCCGGGAAGCAAGAUGACAGCGGCCAGGACGUCCCCCUGCGGGCCCCUGGAGUAGUGCCCGUUUUUGACGCCCACAACCUUUCUGUCGGAAGCGACUAUUACAUCCAAUUAGAAGAAAAGAGCCGCAGCAACGUGGAGCUGGACUACCCGCCUGCGCUGCUCACGACGGAAAUGGAUAAUCCAGGUGGGAUGGGCGACGGGGCGCCCCGGGCUCUGUCCCUCAGGAGUGUCGAGUUUGAGGAGUGCCGCGCAGAUGAGGAUGUCUUCCAGAACGCUGCAGACGCUGGAGAUGCCAGCGCACCCGAGGAUGUGCACGUUAUCAAGGGACCCGAGAGCCCUUUCAACAGCAUAUUUAGUGACCUUGACAAAUCAGAGGCUUUGCCCAGUCACCAAAAAAUAUUUGACUUCAUGGAACUAAAUGGAGUCCAAGCUGACUUUAAGCCGACCCCCUUAAGCUCAAGUUUGGAUGACCCGGAAGGGUCAGUAAUUACGCGCCACUUGGAGAAGGAAGAGCCCCGCAAGCUUUCUGACUGUGAGACUAUGUGCUCCUCAGGAAACCUCGUGCACCAGGACGGUUUUGAUCAGCUGAGUGUUGAAGAAUUGUCAGAAAACUUUUUAUUUCUUCAAGAGAAGAACUUACUGAAAGACGCCUUGUCCAACAAGGAAGAUAUAAACGAUCUUCAAACAGAACUUAGAAAUGCUGAUUUUCCUGAGACCAUAUUAGAAAGUCCGAGUAGAAACUCUCUAGAUGCAGAGCUUAAGAUUGCUGAAAAUAAACCAGGCUCUUCUUUGCUGCAGGAAAACGUCAGCGUGCAGGGUAGAGACUUGGGCGUGGCGCCCAAGGAUGGCACUUGGAAGGCGACCUCGCUGCCCUCCCCGCAGGUGCAGGUGCCUCCUACCUCUCUCGAAAGAAAGGGGCUGCCUCACAGUGUCCCUCCAGGUGUGUCCCUGAAGCAGGGCGGAGCCUGGCCCACGGGCUUGGAUGUUGGUGUCCGUGAAGACGGUGUCAGCCGGGAGGUGAACCUGGACUCUGCACCCACCCCAGUGGACACCCCCCCAACUGGCGCUGGGUCCCAAGACCCGACUCGCCACGGGGAGAGGGCCUUGAGACUGACCCAGAGUGACUCAGUUCUCGUCCACGACACUUUUGCCAGCAAGGUGAGUAUAGGGAACAGCCUUCCAGAAUCAAGGCAGAACUUACAAAAUCAACCGCCUUUGGAAGACCACCGCCGUCAAGGCCUGCCGGAGGGAGCCUUGGAGGCCGUGGAGGCCCUGAGUCAGCUGGGUUGUAAAGAUGCUGCUACAGAGGAGGUGGGCUUGGUGUCCGCCCUCUCCUCGGACUCCGCCAGUCAGGACAGCCUGCUCGAGGACAGCUUGUCGACACCCAUCCCGACUUCAGAGCAGUCCUUGGAGACCCCAGACUCCCUGGACUCGGUGGAUGUCCAUGAGGUGUCCCUGGUCUCCUUAGGCCCUCACACACCCCAGAAACUCCUGCCCCCCGAUAAGCCUGCGGACAGUGGCUACGAGACGGAGAACCUAGAGUCCCCCGAAUGGACACUGCACCCAGCCCCCGACGGCGCUGCAGCCCCUGACGUGGCCUCCGUGGGCAACGGCGUGCGCGGGGGGCCGCCUCCCAAGCCCGUCAUCAUCAUCUCAGAUGCAGCCAGUGGCCACAGAGGUGCGGAGGUGACCUCGCAGACUCCUGCCUCUGGCUGCCAGGGCUCACACCGAGACUCCGCUUACUUCUCAGACAAUGACUCUGAGCCCGAUAAGAAGCCAGAGGGGGUCCCUGGCGCCUCAGCAUCGCCCUUGGGAGUGGACCAGCCCCUGCCUGAGCCAGGCAGCCCAGAGCAGAGUCCCAGCCCCCUGGACGGCUGCCUGGAAACCAGCAGCGGCCAACCUGGCCAGAGCUGGCCCCCUGCCCCGCAGAACGUCCGUCACCUGGAGUCAAGCAGCGUGGCAGAACCAGCACCCACGGACGCUUCCAAACAGACACAGCCCCCCGAAGACGAGGCCGGCAGUCCCUCGCGUCUGCUGAACUCGGAGCUGAGCAGCGGGGAUGACCUCGAGGCCCAGGAAGAGCCCCCCUGUGUGCUGGCUUCCAUGGGGACCCACACCAAUGAACUCCUGGCGUUUGCAGCCGCCCCCCUCUGCUCUGCCAGCCCGGCGGCCCCGACAGUAGAGAAGGCCUUGUGCGGCCACUCCGAGGGCCCCAAGCUGAAGGAGCCAGACGUCGAAGGGAAGUACCUGGGGAAACUGGGCGUGUCAGGGAUGCUCGACCUUGCCGAGGACGGGAUCGACGCGGACGAGGAGGACGAAAACAGCGACGAGGAGGACGAGGGUCUGCGGGCCUUCAACCUGCACAGCCUCAGCUCCGAGUCGGAGGACGAGACGGAGCACCCGGUGCCCGUGAUCCUCAGCUGUGAGGAUGGCCGCCACCUUCGGAGCUUGUUGAAACCCUCGGCCGCCGCCACCACCGACCAGCUGCCCAACGACUGGAAGAAGGAGAAGAAGGCGGUGACGUUUUUCGAUGACGUCACAGUCUAUCUGUUUGACCAGGAGACCCCGACCAAAGAGCUGGGCCACGGCGGAGGGGAGGCACGGAGUCCAGAGCGGAGCAGCCCGGCGCGGUCGUCAGGCUACCCCUUCCUGAGCAGGUGCAUGAAUUCCGAAAGUUCCACUGAUGAAGAAGGGGGCGGCUUUGAAUGGGAUGAUGACUUCUCCCCAGACCCGUUUCUGUCAAAGACGAGUCACCUUCUCAGCUCCAAGCCUUCCCUUCAGACGUCCAAGUACUUCUCCCCGCCGCCGCCGGCCCGGAGUGUGGAGCCCAGCUGGCCGCACGCAGUGCCCUACUCCAGGUUCUCCAUCACGCCCGCCAGCAUCGCCAGCUUCUCUCUCACGCACCUCACAGACUCGGACAUCGAGCAGGGAGGAAGCAGCGAAGAUGGAGAGAAGGACUAGGUGAUGCCUCGGCACCGCGGGCCCGGGCUGCUCCCGGCGGCAGUGUCCCCGGCCGCCCAGCACUGCCCGCUCGACAGCUGCUGACCGGCGUGCGGAGCAGGACUCAGGAGGUGGGGGGGCGGCGCCACGGGAGGCCUGGCCCCGGCCUCGUCUCCUGGCUCGUCCAGCUCCUCCAGCGCCGCCCCGCCCGGGCACCCCUCCCACCGGAAGGGCCUGCACGCCUGCCCUCCUCAGGAAGCCCAGGCCUGGCCGGCGUGGGGGGCUGUCGGCUCCGGGUGGUUUCUGGGUCCCACGUGGGGUGUCUGCACGUCCGCACCUGUGCAUCCCGUCCGUGCGCAGGGCCCCGAGGACCGCGAUGGGAGUUGGCACCUGUGAGCCAUGUUUGUUAUUUUUAAAGAGAUCACGAAUCGCUUUCUGUGAUCGCACUGUGGAUAAAUGUCCAGAGAGUCUCUGGUAUUGUACAGAAUCUUAAAUUAUUCAAGGAAAAUAAGGCAGGUCAAGCUGGUGCUAUCCACUAGUUUGAUUUUUUUUUUCUUCUGUUUUAUAGUUUGCUCUGCAUGGUACUUGUAAAGCUUAAGUGCUUUGAGUGUUAUGCUGUCUUUAGAAAUUGUUGGAAUUGUACAUAUGGUACUCUUUCGUAAAUGAUAAAUGAUUCUGAAUGUUAGUGUUUUAUCUUCUUAUAGGAAAUAUUUUUGGUGAGUCCAAAAAGACUGCUCUGUUCCGUUGAUUGAAUGAAACACGUUUCUGUCUCUUCUCUGUAAGGUGGUUUUUCCCUGUUGCAGAUGAGGCUACUCUGAGGAGCUGAUGGGUCUUGCAGCCCCUCCGUGUGAUUUUCCCACCCGCCUCUCCCCCAACUUUUAAAAACCCCUUUUGGUAAAAAUCAACAGGUGGUUCCCAGAGCUUGGCUGGCUUGGAAUGUCCAGGUGCCACCAUUGUCCCCAGGGGCCAGGCAGCCUCCUCCUGGCUGGGCCCCGAGUCACUUCCCCGCAGAGCCCACUCUUCUGCCUGGUUCUUAGAAGCGCAGACAGUGGUGGCCUCGGGGCCCUUGUGUGGUCACUCCUUCCUUCAGGAGCGUAGAAGCUGCUCCACGGAGGGCCCUGGGGGCCAAGGACGGUUUGAGUUCAUUCUGUCUGUGCCCUUGAGGUGUUGAGCUUCUCACAUCCCCCAGAACCAGUCCAGACCAUGGUCCUGUCCAGGUGUGGCUGGUCUUUGUAACCAAGGAGAUACACUACAUCUCUCAGCCGUGAGGAGGGACACAGGACAACGAAGGAGCCUCCACAGCCAGCACAUCCUUCUGGUCGGGCCCCUGGGUGGCCCGAGUGGCCGUCGCCCCCGGAUGCUGCCCUGGGCUCAUCUGCACUGACCCUUCCCUUCUGCGUUAAGCCCCCAGUUCUCCCCUUGCUCUGAAAGGACCAGUGUCCAGGGCAACUUCAUGAUGUUGGUGGGAGUUGGGUGUUCGUAAUGAAACGCUGACCUCACUCUGCGGUCCUCGAGUUCUGCUUUGCCAGCAGCGGGGCAGCCAGUGCCAGGGAGGCUCACACGUGUACAGGUGGAGCCUCGGGGCUGAGUCCCCGCACGCCAGCCCCACACCCCAGGGGUUUCCGGUGCUGACACGCUUUCCCGACUCCAGCGUGAGGCUGGGAUGACCCUCCAGGUCUGGCUGGGGCUGUGGGACGUGGGUCCCGGAGACUUGGGCCCCCGAUGCAGAUGUGCACUGGCUAGAGUUUACGUAGUAAAUUGUGACCUCCCCUACCAAUUCUGGCUCGCUACCUUUUUAUACUAGCAAUAACUUUCCAGAGCAAGAAGACUCCCAGUGGCAGGAGUGCCCUUCCCCUCCCCGGGCGUGAACACAGAGCACUGCCAGAGCCGGACCCUGGGAUGGGCGUGUCGAAAACAGUUAACAGGGCAUUAGGAGGUGAUUUUGCCAAAACUGUCAUAACUCUCAAUUUCUUGCUGUGGAGACUUCCAGAGUUUUCUGAGUUUUUACAUCCAGCAGUCCUGGUUGAAAGAAAGUCGAGAGAAUUAGACUAGUUUUUUUUAAAUUAUAGGUUUAAGGAGUUCAGCUCUAAUGACUAAAAAUCAGGCAGAUGGAUAGAAUAGAUUGUCGUCUUCUACAGUCAGUCCAGGGUAAAUUUAUUGAUGUUUUGGGGCUGUACAUUUUUCACUAUAAUUAAGGAGAUUUUAACAACAUAAUUCCCAUUGUGAUUUAUUUUAAGGCCUAUAUCACUCUCAUAAUGAAUUGCCAAAAACAUUUUAUACAGGGAGCUGGUGGGUGGGGGGGGGGGGGGCGGGUUUGGAGUAGUAGGUCUUAGUGUGGUGUUGCAUGGUUGGGAAUAUUUUAUAUUUAUAAUAAAUGUGCAUUAACAUGUUCUUUUGAAAUCUCAAGCAAUACACGGGAAAUUAUGUAGAUUAAAAUUUUCAGCCCUAAUUUGAAAUGUCAGCAUGUGCUUUGUUGUUCGAUUCAGUUUCUUUUCACUCAGUUGGUUACCAGUAGUGGGUUUCCAAACCGCUCUUGUUCUAAAAAGUUACACAGUGAAAUAGCAUCAGUGGAAUUCUCUAGGUAAUGUGGGAGAGGUUUAUCAUACCUGGUUCACAACUCUAUUUCCUGGCCUCCUUUGGGAUCUGUCUUAUUUUGAUGGAGUUUACAUAUCUUAAAUCCUACAGUAAAAAUAGUCUAACCCUCAUCUCCUUCCUAGCUAGAUGUUAAUUUGUGUUAUCAAAUGACUCCGUCAUAAGCCAGAAAGAGAAAUGUAGAAAAAGUGCUCCCCCCAAAAUCCUUCUGAAACCUGGACUGUGCGUCUGGGUAAGAAGCCAUCCAUCUUAAGGGUGCAGAAGCUCCAGGAAGCUGAAUGGAGAAGGGGGCAUCUGUUCUAUUUUUAAAUGUACAGGCGAUUGUUUCUAUGGAAGUGGGUUUAUCUAAGAAAAGCCUUUGUAUGUCUUGCUGCCGUAAAACGCCUUUCAAAACCUCUUCCUUUUGUUAACACUUUCCGUAGGGUUUCUGUGGGGUUAAUGACGUACCGCACGUUUGUCCCGAGGGCCUGGGCGCAAGGGAGGCAACUUCUGGUCUUACUCUACUCAGCCUGUCAUCUGAAAAUUCCAGAAGCGAACCAAGCGUGAGGCUGCAGAUGCUAGGCCCCAGUUACAAGGGGCUUCCAGAUAAUCAGCCUUAUGAGAAGUAGCCUUAAAAUAAGAAUGGGUAUACACAGUUACUUCAGGUGUAAAUCUCAAAAACAACGUCCCUAAGUAGUAAUGGGGUUGGCUCAAGUUUUGGCUAUCAAAAAGGAAAACUCUCUUUAGUAUAUGAAUAAAUUCUUAAAAGAUGUGUUGACAGUAUUGAAUCAGCAACAAUCUGUUAUUUGAGUGGCUGGAACAUGGUUAAGUUCAAGUUGGCACAGGCGUAGUUAGACCUUCAUAACAGACCGCUCUGACUGUCCCCUGCUUCAUUCCAGCUGCGGAUGAGGACCCAUGGGACCAUCCCACCUCUGAGGUUUCCCUGGUUGCGCUUACACACGGUCGUAAGAGGUUCACGGCAAUAUAACAGUUAACGAACUUUUGGUUUAAAUUGUGUACAUUUUUAAAUUGUAAGAUUUUUACUGUACAUUGAUGCAUAGUGUGAUUCAAUAAAUUGCUUGUAAUUUAAAAACUAU